Messenger RNA from Chenopodium quinoa (quinoa), 816 nucleotides. RefSeq lists its product as uncharacterized. The record is from RefSeq and is a predicted model, not a curated record. Gene Ontology annotation, molecular function: nucleic acid binding. The coding region runs from base 1 to 816 and encodes 271 amino acids. NCBI's taxonomy places the organism in Eukaryota, Viridiplantae, Streptophyta, Magnoliopsida, Caryophyllales, Amaranthaceae. The transcript has 2 exons.
AUGGCAGAGUUGUGGUUUGAGGAAGAAGAAGAAAUGCAGGAUGCAGACAUUUGGGAGUACGACUCAGAAGAUGAAAUCAUGGAGGGCAACCAAGAAGAAGAAGAACAACAACAACAACAGGCAGACACUGAUGUUCAACAAACACAAAUGCAACAGCAAGCUCAUGGAGGGACUCAUAGUGUAUGCAGAAAGCAGUUAACAUUGCAGCAAAGAAGGAAAAUCGUAGAUGCAAUUUUGGUGAAAAUGAACAAUGGGACAUUACCAAGGGGUCACAUGAAGCAAUUAUCAUCUGAAUUCAAUGUUCACAAAUCAACAAUCACAAGAAUUUUCACAGCCAUAAAAAGGCAGCUGGCAUUAGGGGACUUGAUUGAUGUCAGGACUAAAAAAAUUGGCAAAACAGGGAGAAAGCCAUUGCAAAUUUCUGAUGAAACUCUCCAGUCAGUCCUGAUUAGGGGAUUUCGCUCCACCAAUCGGAAUACGCCACUUACAGGGCAUGAGGACCCCACAUUUGUUGACAUGAGGAAUGUCAUACACUGUGAUGAGAAGUGGUUCUACUUUAACCCUGACAAAAGGAGGUUUUAUCUACUGCCAACUGAGGAUGAUCCCUACAUGGCAGUUCAGUCAAGAAGAUUCAAGCUCACGGCAAUGUUCAUGACAAUCAUAGGGAAGUCAUUAUAUGGCAUAAAUGGAGAAUUGUUACAUGAUGGGAAGUAUGGCAUCUUCCCAUUCACUGUCCAGAUAGAAGCACAGAAAUCAAGCAAGAAAAGACCAAGAGGGACUAUGGAAACUAAGGCACUCCAGAACAUAAACAGAUAA